Ziziphus jujuba (common jujube) is the source of this 1864-nucleotide messenger RNA. Its product is annotated as iridoid oxidase. NCBI's taxonomy places the organism in Eukaryota, Viridiplantae, Streptophyta, Magnoliopsida, Rosales, Rhamnaceae. The transcript has 2 exons. Gene Ontology annotation, molecular function: iron ion binding; oxidoreductase activity, acting on paired donors, with incorporation or reduction of molecular oxygen; monooxygenase activity. The coding region runs from base 73 to 1647 and encodes 524 amino acids. The record is from RefSeq and is a predicted model, not a curated record.
ACUUGCCUUGGAGUAGAAAAACCAAAAUUUUUAUAAAGCUAGCAAAAAAAUUAAAAAAACAUAAAAGAAAAAAUGCAAAAAAUGGAAUACUACGAGGUUGCGGGAUUAACAAUAGCGAUCCUACUAUGGGUUGCAAGGGUAAUUGUGACGGAACGUCGACGCCGUCGAUUGGAGGCGGUUGGACAGCUUCCACCAGGGCCGAGAUGGUGGCCAGUGGUCGGCAACAUUUUUCAACUGGGUUGGGCACCGCACGAGUCGUUUGCCAAAUUGGCCCAAAAGCACGGUCCGAUAAUGACACUUUGGCUAGGCUCUAUGAGCACCGUGGUCAUCUCCUCCAACGAAGUGGCUCGUGACAUGUUCAAGAACCACGAUGUGGUGCUGGCUGGUAGAAAAAUCUACGAAGCCAUGAAAGGUGACCAUGGCAACGAGGGUUCUCUCAUCACGGCUCAGUAUGGACCCCACUGGAGGAUGUUAAGGCGACUCUGCACCACCGAGUUCUUCGUCACGAGUCGUCUCGAUGCCAUGCGAGGUGUGCGCAGUAGGUGCAUAGAUCGAAUGGUGCAGUUCGUAGAGCAUGCUAGUAGUAGUGCAAGCAAUACUACUAACACUGCCAUCGAUGUUGGGAGGUAUUUUUUCUUGAUGGCUUUUAAUCUGAUUGGGAACCUCAUGUUUUCAAAGGAUCUUUUGGAUCCCAAAUCGGAGAGAGGGGCCAAAUUCUUUUACCAUGCAAAUAAAGUCAUGGAGUUGGCUGGGAAGCCGAACGUUGCGGAUUUCUUGCCGGUUCUACGGUGGCUUGACCCGCAGGGCAUUAGGAGGACCACCCAGUUUCAUGUUGAUCGAGCUUUCGAGAUUGCCGGAGAGUUCAUCAAAGAUAGGAUGGAAAGCAUGGAGGAAGUAACAACACUAGAACACCAAGAUAAGAGAAAGGACUUCUUGGACGUGCUCUUGGAAUUCCGUGGCAACGGUGUGGAGGAGCCUUCUUCUUUUUCUUCAAGAACCAUCAAUGUUAUCGUCUUUGAGAUGUUCACUGCGGGAACAGACACAACUACAAGCACGCUGGAGUGGGCAAUGGCUGAGCUUCUUCACAACCCAAUAACACUGAGAAAAGCUCAGGAUGAACUGAGGAGAACCUUAGGUCCUGACAAUAAGCUGGAUGAGAAAGACAUAGAGAACCUCCCGUACCUCAAAGCGGUCAUCAAAGAGACUCUGAGACUUCACCCUCCUCUUCCUUUCUUAGUCCCACACAUGGCCAUGGACUCUUGCAAGUUCCAAGGCUACUAUAUUCCAAAAGAAACUCAAGUUCUCGUGAAUGUUUGGGCAAUUGGGAGAGAUCCAAAGACAUGGGAAGACCCUUUAAAGUUCAAGCCAGAGAGGUUCUUAGAGCCUAACAACUUGGAUUAUAAAGGACACCAUUUUGAGUUUAUUCCAUUUGGUUCCGGCCGACGAAUUUGUCCGGCAGUCCCGCUUGUUUCUCGGGUGCUUCCAGUGGCUUUAGGGUCGCUUCUACACUCUUUUGAUUGGGUUUUGGCAGACGGGAUUAAGCCGGAGGAGAUGGAUAUGACUGAAAGGAUGGGCAUAACGCUAAGAAAAGCUGUUCCUUUGAAGGUUAUACCAAUACCCUACAAAAAGGGCCACCUUGGAGACUAAUUGCUGCCUCUAUUUAUCAUUAUUCUACGUGUUCGUGCCAAUAGUUCAGUGUUUUGUUUUGGUAAUAAAAAAAAGAUACCUCUUCGUGGUGUCAUACGCAUUAAACCGAAGCUUUGCGCCCCACAGAUUUACCAGGAUGGGAUCAUAGGAAGAAAUAACUCGGCGUGUUUAGUUUCUCUGAUAGAAUUUAUUGAAAGAUAUUGUGGGAUAUUUUUGG